Messenger RNA from Megalops cyprinoides (Indo-Pacific tarpon), 1690 nucleotides. RefSeq names its product protein shisa-like-1a. The coding region runs from base 324 to 899 and encodes 191 amino acids. NCBI's taxonomy places the organism in Eukaryota, Metazoa, Chordata, Actinopteri, Elopiformes, Megalopidae. The record is from RefSeq and is a predicted model, not a curated record. The transcript has 5 exons.
GGAAGACUCAGGACUACGCUCUUCCUUCUGCCGCUUUGCUCCGUGGGGGGCGUUGGUCUGACUCUGGUAGUUUGGGAAGAGCGGGAUGACCUCUGUGUCAGCGCUCAGAGGUGUGAAUAUGGAGAAAAAUAGGGGGAACUGACCGAAACGGAGAGAACCCCUCUUCCCCAUCUCCCUCAAGCUCUCAAAGAGGGCUUUUGCAGUGAAACAGCGGAGCGGCUGCAGCCAUGAGGAGAGCCAACAGGAAGCAGGAAGCAGAGGGCGUUUGAGUCCAGCGAACACGGCCCAGCUCUACUCUGCUGCCCCUAAAGGAGGACGAGAAGAUGAGCGUCACCAGCCAGCAGUCCUUCAACGUCCUGGUGGUCAUCUUCCUCCUGCUGUCCACGGCAGCUCUCUCUGCACACUUCAGAGUGUGUGAGCCCUACUCUGACCACAAGGGGCGCUAUCACUUUGGCUUUCACUGCCCUCGCCUCUCCGACAACAAGACCUACAUGUUCUGCUGCCACCACAACAACACGGCGUUUAAGUACUGCUGCAACGAGACCGAGUUCCAGACCGUCAUGCAGCUCAACCUGACGGCCAACUCUGACAACUUCAAACACAAUAACUACACUGCCCUCAUCGGGGUGUGGAUCUACGGCUUUUUCGUCAUGGUGCUGCUGGCGUUGGACUUCCUCUACUACUCGGCCAUGAACUACGAGCUGUGCCGGGUGUACCUGGAGAAGUGGGGGCUGGGGGGGAGGUGGCUGAAGCAGGCCAGGAGCCAGUGGAACGCCUCUCCACAGGGGGAGGCUGAGCCCCCGCUGCACCCCAUCGUCCUGGCCCACCACCCCCGCCACAGCCUCAGGGGAGACACACAGAGCCCCUCCCUCAUGUCCUUCCACACGUCCACAGCCUGAUGUGCGGUGACUUUAUGAGGGAGAUGACAUCAGGAAGAGGGCAGUGACAAACGCAUCCCCAGGGGAACAGACUCCCGUCUCCCACCUCUGGACUACAGAUACAGCAGGACGUGGGUGGGGCUUGGGGCUUUAGCUCCGCCUCUCUUUUAUCACCAAAGGGGCUGCCCACAUGACCCGGCAGGGCUAACUAUGGCCUCACAUUGACUCAUCUGAGCAGAACAGUGGUGGUACCUGUCUGAGAAGCCUGCAGAGGCUGUGGUCUACAGACGCCUGUCUGAGGUUUCUGAUGGAACUGUGGGUGCUUCUGAAGGACUUUCCCAUGGAAGCACAUAACCCUCUUUUGGGGUCUCGGAGGUCCUGUGUGGUCUAUCUCUGCAUCCAUCCGGCACCCUUUUAAAAUGGGUUGCGGUAACAGGCAAACAGAGAGCCUCUCACCUGUGAACACCCUUCGAAUAUAUUUGUUUCGUUUGCACUGCUAUGUAGCUGGGUCUAGAUUCAGUGGUUCUUAGAACUAGUGGUAGGAUUAUUUAUUGGUUCUUUGUUAAUGUGAACUGGUCAGGGAAUCAUCAGUGAAAUUCCAGAUAGUUUCUAAAGUAAGUCCUUACCCCCCUUUCCCCUGCUAGUUGCUUUGCUAACAAGAAACAAAUGGCUGGAAUCAGCUUUUUUGAAUAAAAAAACAGUCAUAAGUUACACCUUAAUAGAAGUAAGUUUGUACAACCAGUUGACAAAGAAAAAAAGGAGAAAAAGAGAUUUUUUUCUGAAAAGGAGAAAGGAAGAACUGAUGUUUUGAA